UUGUUAUGUCAAUAUCAUGCUUGUUUUCCCUGCGUUUGUGAUUUAGUCAUAUUUUAUAAAAUGUUGUUGAUUUGUACAAUUUAACUGUUUGUAAAAUUGAGAUAAAUGUCUUGUAGUACUCAAUAUUAAACACGACAGUUAUCACAAUGCAAGUAUCAGAAAUUGAUAAUGUAAAAAUUUAUAACCUUAGCGCGGGGAAAUCUUUGCCGGACUGGUUAUCAGAAAGAAAAAAGAGAGCAAUACUUAAGAAAAAUGUUGAUCUUAGAAGAAGAAUUGAACUUAUUCAAGAGUUUGACAUGCCAGGCGUCAGUACAAGUAUUAGGGCGUCUGCAGAUGGACAGUACAUAAUGGCAACUGGAAUAUAUAAACCAAGAGUUAAAUGUUAUGAUGUAAAUAAUUUAUCACUCAAAUUUGAGAGAUGCUUGGAUGCUGAAGUUGUUACAUUUGAAAUACUAAGCGAAGAUUAUACAAAGAUUGUUUUUCUACAAUGUGACAGAUAUGUUGAGUUUCAUGUUGGACAUGGUAGGCACUAUCGGCUGAGAGUACCACAUUUUGGAAGAGACAUUGCUUACCACAAGCCUUCAUGUGAUCUGUUUGUUGUGGGGGCUUCAAAUGAAGUGUACAGGUUAAAUUUGGAAGUAGGACAAUUCAUGGCUCCUUAUGUUACUAAAGCAAAUGAAAUAAACACUUGCGCAGUAAAUGAAGAGCAUGGCUUACUUGUGAUUGGCACAGAGAGUGGACAAGUUGAGGCGUGGGACCCACGUACUAAGUCGCGACAGGGGUUAUUAGAUUGUGCAUUACACUGCUCAGAUGUUGGCAAUACAAGUCUACCUGCAAUAACAAAAUUGAAAUUCAACGGCGCUCUACAACUAGGAGUUGGGUCAUCUUCAGGACAUGUCCUAUUAUAUGACAUCAGGUCAAGUAAACCACUGAUAGUAAAGGAUCACAUGAACGAAAUACCCAUCAAGAAUAUAGAGUUCCAUAAACAAAUGAACUAUGUUUACUCUAUGGAUUCGUUAGUUUUGAAAAUAUGGGACAGCAAUAAUGGUAAACAAUACACAAAUAUAGAAGCAUCAUCAGAUUUCAAUGAUCUCUGUAUAAUACCAAACACUGGCUUAUGUAUGAUGGCCGUUGAAGAUCCUAAAAUGCAAAUAUAUUAUGUUCCAUCACUAGGACCUGCUCCAAAAUGGUGUUCGUUCUUAGAUAAUUUGACAGAAGAACUAGAAAGUUCUGCCGUACAGACCGUGUACGAUGAUUAUAAAUUCAUCACUAAGCAAGAAUUAGAAUCAUUAGGUUUGGAUCAUCUUUUGGGUACUAACUUACUGCGAGCUUAUAUGCAUGGAUACUUUGUGGAUGCACGAUUGUACAAGAGAGCUAAAACGAUAGCAGAUCCGUUUGCUUUCGAAGAAUACAAGAAGCGUAAAAUACGAGAAAAGAUUGAACAGGAGCGUCCCGCGAGACUCAAAGUUGAUGACAAUCUGCCCAAAGUCAACAAAGAACUCGCUUCGCGAUUACAAAACGUUGAAAUUAAAAAGAAUAAGCAAUCAAACAAUUUGCUUAAAGAUAAUCGAUUUAAGGACCUGUUUGAGAAUCCCGACUUUGAAGUUGAUAAGGAAGCUGAUGAAUAUCGUUUACUGAAUCCCGUGCUGUCGAGACUCGACAAGAAGAACACAAAGAAAGUCAAACAAGUAAUGGAUGUAGAUGAGGUUGAACAUGUGGAAGAAGAAAAAGACUCGGAUAUCGAAUUGUAUGAAUCGAGUGAAGAAAGUUCUGACGAUGAAAAAAUGUGGGCCAAAGAUAUGAAGAAACAACACAAACUUAUCAGAAACAAGAAGCAAGAGGAAGAUAGAGAAGAAGAGUCUCGAAACGAAAAGGUGUAUGAAUUUAGUAAUGCGCCUAAGCUUACUAAUAUAAGAAGCAUUACUAGAGUUAGUAAGACAAGUUUAGGGGAACGACUAACAAAAGAAGGUUUCACAACAAUGGUAACUGGAACAGGCGGAAAUAAAGAAAUGAAGUUCUCAAUGCGCGGCAAAAAGAAUGUUUCCGAUAAUCAAAAAUCAAUGAAAAAACACUACGAAGAAAGGAAACAACUCGUCAGAAGAACAGGAUUUUUAUCUAAAAAGAAACUGCCUAGAAACAGUGGAAACGGAUUUUCCAGUGAUCUGCUGGACAGCCAUGUGCUGGGCAACGAGAAGCUGUGCCGCGCACCCGCCAUGGAAACGUCGCGGCGAUCGAGUCUCGGCGCCAACAGUGUUGAGAUUGGAGAAAUAACUGAAUCUCCCGACACGGAAUACAUGAGCACAUCCGCUAUAUUACAUUACUGCAAAUCUAAGAUAUUAGUACCGUAUUUAAAAUUAUUAACAAUAAUGGGUCUGAGACCCGUGGUGGACGCUUCCAACUCAUCCAAAUAUGCCAUUUGCUUUUCGCAUUAUCAUUCUGCACAAGUAGCAGUUUUAAUGUUUUUUGGGUACAUUUUACAAUAUAUGGCUUGCUUCAGACGAGACAGAGGAUUUUGUUACAAAUUGGUGCCCCUAGCUAUGACGUCUUCUUUGGAAUACGAUACAUACAAACAAAUAUGUUACGGCAAUGUUACUUUAACGUACAUUGGCCCAAGCGUUCUUCACUUCAUAGGUUUUCUGUACGCCCUCUAUUUGUUUAGAAUAUCUGAUAACGAACAGUUACAAAAUCUUAUGGAAAGGGUGUUCCUUUUGUCUUCAUACGCACCGCAAGGCAGCGCCACCGCGAACCCAAAGCGCUUGCUGCGUAUGUUGUGGUUCUUUAUAAUAUUAAGUAUUAUCUGGAUGUGCAUCUCUCUGUGUUCAGUCAACUUGAUGCUGGCCAGAGGAACAAUCAUGUUUAGAUGGAUGGAAACGAGUUCGAAUGAGAUGAGAUUGGGGUUGAAAAUACUGCUUAUAAUCUGCACGUUGAUCCACGACAUGGUACAGGCGACGGUGAUCACCAGCUACUGCCUACAGGCGCAGCUGCUGCAAGCACACCUCAUGUUCCUGCGGGAACGCCUGCUCAACAGGACUAUCACACCAUUGAACUGGAUGAGGGAAAUAGCAGAAUUUCGUAAGUUGCUAAAAUAUUUGAACGACGAGCUGGCGCCGGCUGUAUGUCUGUUCACUAUAGUGAACGUAUCGUGGGCGGCGUCCGGCCUCAUGUGGCUACUCGACCUCGACAAGGUGGACACGGAGACGGAGCCCAUAGCGGGCAUCAGCAUCCUCAACCAGUUGCUCUGGUUGGCAGCUGUUAUAGCACCAUUUGUGCAGGCGGCGCGUUUGUCGAAAGAGUGUCGGCGCACGCAGUCUGUGGGUCACGAGCUGUGUGUGCGUCCGUUCCUGCACCAGGACACGUCGCAUGAAGACAUCAGCGCGGUGCUCAUGUACGCCGCCACACUCAAAUUGCGCGCCAAACUCUUCUGUCACCCAGUUGCUGGAAAAUACGUCUGUCUCGCUCUCACACUCGCUCUCAUCAUACUCUUCGCACUCGGCAUGUGUCACUAUUUACAAUGAUUCGCAGAUGAUUUAAUUCGAUUUAAAUUAUCGUGUAACUAUAAUUAAUGAUUAAUAAUAAAAUAAUUUUUGUUUUU
Papilio xuthus (Asian swallowtail) is the source of this 3592-nucleotide messenger RNA. RefSeq names its product nucleolar protein 10 lethal (2) 34Fd (gene l(2)34Fd). The record is from RefSeq and is a predicted model, not a curated record. Gene Ontology annotation, cellular component: 90S preribosome; small-subunit processome; nucleus. The transcript has 19 exons. Gene Ontology annotation, molecular function: protein binding. NCBI's taxonomy places the organism in Eukaryota, Metazoa, Arthropoda, Insecta, Lepidoptera, Papilionidae. The coding region runs from base 147 to 3515 and encodes 1122 amino acids. Gene Ontology annotation, biological process: maturation of SSU-rRNA from tricistronic rRNA transcript (SSU-rRNA, 5.8S rRNA, LSU-rRNA).